Messenger RNA from Cyphellophora attinorum, 1374 nucleotides. Its product is annotated as Protein KES1. Bases 1 to 1374 code for a protein of 457 amino acids. The record is from RefSeq and is a predicted model, not a curated record. Lineage: Eukaryota; Fungi; Ascomycota; Eurotiomycetes; Chaetothyriales; Cyphellophoraceae. Gene Ontology annotation, cellular component: membrane; cytosol; intracellular membrane-bounded organelle. Gene Ontology annotation, molecular function: oxysterol binding. The transcript has 2 exons. Gene Ontology annotation, biological process: exocytosis; maintenance of cell polarity; endocytosis.
AUGCCCGCCGAAGUCGAAGGGGGUGCUGUACCUGCCUCUAGUAGAGGGUCCUGGACCUCAUUCCUAAAAUCCAUAGCCUCAUUCAAUGGCGACCUAUCAUCGUUAACCGCACCAGCCUUCAUUCUAUCAUCACAAUCCCUGGUCGAAUUCUCGGCAUAUUGGACCGAGAACACGUCCUUAUUCAUUGCACCCACUCAGGAGCCUGACCCGGCGCAGAGGGCUCUCCUUGUACAGAAAUGGCUGUUGAACACUCUCAAACAGCAAUACUGCUCACGAUCAGAAAAGCUGGGCUCAGAGAAGAAACCACUGAACCCUUUCCUAGGAGAACUAUACCUUGGUCACUGGGACGAUGAGUUCGGACAGACACAGCUCGUAUCAGAGCAAGUCUCACAUCAUCCUCCAGUCACUGCCUACUGCAUCACCAACGACAAACAUCGCAUUCGUCUGCAGGGCUACAACGGCCAGAAAGCGUCGUUUAGUAGAACAAUUCACAUCAAGCAAAUCGGCCACGCCCUGCUGACACUGCACCCGCCCAACAGCGAUGCGGUAGAGACUUAUCUGAUCACAUUACCACCACUUCACAUUGAGAACUUGAUAUAUGGUGCGCCCUUUGUCGAGAUCGGGAAGGUCUGUCACAUCGUCUCGUCGACCGGUUACAUCUCGAAGAUCGAUUUCUCGGGUCGUGGCUGGCUCUCUGGCAAGAAGAACUCCUUCAGUGCGUCGUUAUGGAAGGAAGGUGAAGGUUCCGAUUCGAAACCACUGUACUCGACCGAGGGACAAUGGUCAGACAGCUUCACGAUUAAGAAAGGCCACGGCAAGAAGGCCGAUGUGGUCACAACUUUCAAGCCCUCGGACAUCAAGCUCUCACGACUCAACAUCGCCCCCCUGGAGGAACAAGACGUCCUCGAAUCACGGCGAGCAUGGGGCCAAGUAGCUAAAGCGAUUGCGAAGGGCGAUAUGGACGAAACUUCGCACUACAAAUCUCGCAUCGAGAAUGCUCAACGAGCCCUUCGGCGGAAAGAACAGGAGGAGAAACGCGAGUGGAAACGGGUCUUCUUCAGCAACGUGGAUAGCAAGGAUCCCAACGAAGCCGAAUUCGGGAAACUGGUCAAGAUGAUGAUGCACCCCAGCGUGGGCGCCUCGACGUGGGAGGGUGUGGCUCCAGACAAGACAUCUGGCGUUUGGCGAUUCGACGACAAGAAAGCGGCUCAGGCAAGGAAACCUUUCCAUGAAGACGGUCUCCUUGCGUUGGGCGAAAAGGAAGACGGAACCUCGGCGCCAGUGAGCAGAGUCGGCACGAACUUGAGUCAGGCACCAACGCCGACGAGUGCUCACCCACACAGUCCCGUCGAGCAGGCCAAGUUACAAGGCUAG